Molecule: messenger RNA, 4090 nt
Organism: Mobula hypostoma (lesser devil ray)
Lineage: Eukaryota; Metazoa; Chordata; Chondrichthyes; Myliobatiformes; Myliobatidae
Gene: grm2a
Product: glutamate receptor, metabotropic 2a
Exons: 8
Coding region: 1238-3865 (875 amino acids)
Biological process (GO): regulation of synaptic transmission, glutamatergic; G protein-coupled glutamate receptor signaling pathway
Cellular component (GO): plasma membrane
Molecular function (GO): group II metabotropic glutamate receptor activity
Source: RefSeq, a predicted model, not a curated record
CAGUCGUGCCGAGCAUGAUAUUACAGACUUUACUCGAACGGAAUUAACCGGGACCGUAUUUUGCUCCGACGGGAACUGGACAUUACCCCAAAGUAACUAUUAUAGAACCGCAUCAGGGAUCAGCGCCGAGAAAUAUUGACUGUCAGGUACGAGCAUCCGGGGCAGUGCUUCCAAUUUUUUCCCGAAAUGUCAAUAGAUUUAAUUACCUCUCUAUUUACUGUUUGCUCCGAAUCUUAUCGUUCCUCGUCAUGUGGAGAUAGGUGCUAUCUUUCCCUAAUAUUAGGAAGAGGUUAUUUUCUGUGCUUUCGGGAAAAGUUUGCCGGCUCUCGCCGGCUGAGGACGAUGGAGACUGUGUCCCAGUGAGGUUCUGGUUUCCAGCUGUGAGGGAGGACUCGCCUCUCCAGCUCUCUCGCCGUCUACUUGAUGUUAAUGUGUUAAAUUAUCAUUGGGAGAGAUUUCUCCGUCGCGGGAGCAUCACGGCGUCCAACCUACUCAUUCCCCAGAGACAAGACUCAGUCUUGUCCACCGGUUCUGGACUCUUAAGUACCAGCGUGGACAUUCCUUCAAGAGAUCGUUGAAGCAGCUGCCAGUUCUGAGUCGGAGCUUUGCAGGGGAAAUGACGGGGACCGCGGAACCGGCUUUAACAAGGCAGAGCCUCUUCAACGGGUGCAUGACCCUCCUGCCUUGAUACCGGGGAAAGAAGGAGUGACUGGACUCAGGGUGGGACAAGGCGACCGGUCGGGUCUGGAGGUUGGAACAGGCGCAUGCAGGACUGUGUGUGCCGGUGCGAGGGGUGAGGCCGGUUAAGGGACGACCCCCGCGGGGGUAAGUAGCUGGAGCCGGGAUGCGGAGCGGUGGCGACAAGGAUCUACACACGGGGUCCUGCUGUGGCUGAGUCCCGCAAGUGUUUCAUUUAAAAGCCCCACACUCCCACUGGCCAUCCCAGAAACUUCUCAGCAACGGGUCGAGCCACACUGGACACAGAAACUCCCAGCUCCGUUCCACAGCCCUUCGCCUACCUCUCCACAACGCGAAGAUAUCUCCAGGAACAUGUUGAAGAACAAAUGAAAGUUCACAAGUCGCCCGAAACUUCUGUGGAUGAAAACCUUGGGGAGAAACUGCUGGGGACUAGGUUUAUGAGAACCAGCUGAUGCGUUCGAAGGAUGUAACUGAAUUCCAGUGUCUGGAUCUCAUUCAGCCUCCUCUGUGAGCUUUGUGAUCCGUGUGCAGCCCAACUAUGAAGAAGCUAGAUAGGUGCCUCCAACUGCCUCUCACUCUCCUGCACUUCCUACUGCAGACGGUCCUCCCUGCCUCCAGCAGCUCAGCUGUUGGGAAGAAGGAAAUCACCAUCGAAGGAGACCUGGUAAUUGGGGGUUUGUUCCCAGUUCAUGAGAAGGGCAAUGGUUUGGAAGACUGUGGAAGGAUCAACGAGCAGCGCGGAAUCCAGCGGCUUGAGGCAAUGCUCUUCGCAUUGGAUGCGAUAAACAAGGAUGCUUCCAUUUUGCCGGGGAUUAAGUUGGGUGCCCACAUCUUGGAUACCUGCUCCAAGGACACCUACGCUUUGGAGCAGUCGCUAGAAUUUGUGAGGUCCUCGCUAACUAAAGUAGACGAGACAGAGUACAUCUGUCCGGAUGGGUCUUACGCAAUUCACGAUGACAUGACCUUCGCCAUUGCAGGGGUUAUCGGCGGCUCUUACAGCGACGUAUCCAUUCAGGUGGCCAACUUACUUCGCCUGUUCCAGAUCCCUCAGAUCAGCUAUGCUUCCACCAGUGCCAAGUUGAGUGACAAGACUCGGUAUGACUACUUUGCCCGGACCGUACCUCCUGAUUUCUACCAGGCCAAAGCCAUGUCUGACAUCCUGCGCUUCUUUAACUGGACCUAUGUCUCCACCGUGGCAUCCGAGGGUGACUAUGGCGAGACUGGCAUUGAGGCCUUUGAGCAGGAGGCUCGCUUUCGCAACAUCUGCAUUGCCACCUCCGAGAAGGUUGGCCGGUCGAUGAACCAGAAGUCAUACAACGGUGUCAUCAAGGCCCUGAUGCAAAAGCCCAACGCCAAGGUUGUGGUCCUAUUCACCAAGAGUGAGGACGCUCGGGAACUGCUGGCUGCCGCCCACAGGCUUAAUGUGUCCUACCUGUGGGUGGCUAGUGACGGCUGGGGAGCACUGGAAAAUGUGGUCCGAGGAAAUGAGGAGGCCGCCAAGGGAGCCAUCACCAUCGAGCUGGCAGCUUACCCCAUCAAGGAGUUUGCAACCUAUUUCGUCAACCUCACCCCAUACAAUAACAGCCGGAAUUCCUGGUUUUGGGAGUUCUGGGAACAGAAGUUCCACUGCAGCUUACGGACACUGGCUUGCGGGAGGAACUCUCUGAAGAAGGCAAAGUUUGAGCAGGAGUCGAAGAUCAUGUUCGUGCUGAACGCGGUGUAUGCCAUGGCUCAUGCCUUGCACAACAUGCAGAGGGCCCUCUGCCCCAACACCACCAGCAUCUGCGAGAAGAUGAGGCCCAUGAACGGGAAGAAGUUCUACAAGGAUUAUAUCAUCAAAGUCCAGUUUGAUGCUCCAUUCAGACCCCACGACACCCACAGUGAAAUCCGAUUCGACGCGUAUGGAGACGGAAUUGGCCGCUACAACAUCUUCAAUUUCCAGAACAGAGGCGGGCGGUACACCUACCAGAAAGUUGGCUACUGGGAUGAAGGCCUGACACUGAACACCGGCCUGAUCCCCUGGGCAAAUGCGUCCAUUCCAACCUCCCAAUGCAGCGACCCCUGCGCCAAGAACGAAGCGAAGAGCAUGCAGCCAGGUGAUGUCUGCUGCUGGCUGUGCAUUGCCUGCCACCCCUAUGAGUACCUCUACGAUGAGUUCACGUGUGUGGACUGCGGGCCCGGUCGCUGGCCCACCGAGGACCUCAGUUCCUGCUAUGACCUUCCCGAGGAGUACAUCAAAUGGGAGGAUGCCUGGGCCAUUGGCCCCCUCACCAUCUCCUGCCUGGGCUUCGCUUGUACCAUUGCGGUCUUCGUGAUCUUCAUCAAAAACAACGACACACCUGUGGUGAAGGCGUCGGGCCGGGAGCUCUGUUACAUCCUCCUCUUUGGGGUCCUCAUGUGCUACAGCAUGACACUGGUCUUCAUCGCCAAGCCCUCGACGGCUGUCUGCACCCUGCGUCGCUUGGGGCUCGGAUCCUCCUUUGCGGUCUGCUACUCGGCUCUGCUAACCAAGACCAACCGCAUUGCAAGGAUCUUCAAUGGUGUAAAGGACGGGACGCAGAGGCCGCGCUGUAUCAAUCCCAGCUCGCAGGUGGCCAUCUGCCUGGGCCUCAUUUCCUGCCAGCUGGUUGUGGUUACUGUCUGGCUGCUGCUGGAAGUACCUGGCACCAGGAAGGAGACCACACCUGACAAGAGGGAUGUUGUGACCCUCAAGUGCAACACCAAGGAGUCCAGCAUGCUGACCUCCCUGACCUACACUGUCAUCCUCAUCGUGCUCUGCACCGUGUAUGCAUUCAAAACCAGGAAGUGUCCUGAGAACUUCAACGAGGCCAAGUUCAUCGGGUUCACCAUGUACACCACCUGCAUCAUCUGGCUGGCCUUCUUGCCAAUCUUCUAUGUCACCUCCAGUGACUACAGGGUCCAGACCACCACCAUGUGCAUCUCUGUCAGUCUGAGUGGCUCCGUUGUGUUAGGCUGCCUGUUUGCUCCCAAGAUCCAUAUUAUCCUCUUCCAGCCCCAGAAAAACGUGGUCACUCACCGGGUGGCAACCAGUCGUUUCAGCGUGACUGGCCCAGGAACCAUCCACUCCCAUGUUUCUGCUGUCCACUACGUACCGACUGUGUGCAAUGGGCGAGAGAUCGUAGACUCCACAACAUCAUCGCUAUGAGGAUCAAAAUCAGCACCUAAUCUCCACCGCUGCACGUUCCCUGACUCUUCCUCCCUCACGUUCCUGUUCCACCCUCCAGUCACACACAGCUCCUCCCUCCAACUCCUCCAGAACAGGGUAAAAACUAUGUGUGUGACAAAACUGGAUAUUAUGUUCAAUGUAUAAAAAGUUUUUAAUAAGUAGAUAACUUGUGAGUUAGUCUGUGUUGCUGUAAUUAAUGUAAAU